Magallana angulata is the source of this 1014-nucleotide messenger RNA. Its product is annotated as mucin-5AC-like. Bases 83 to 991 code for a protein of 302 amino acids. The record is from RefSeq and is a predicted model, not a curated record. NCBI's taxonomy places the organism in Eukaryota, Metazoa, Mollusca, Bivalvia, Ostreida, Ostreidae. The transcript is spliced from 8 exons.
CAACAUCGAUAGUUACGUUGUGUUAUCACAGGCAAAGACACUGGAAAAUGUAAAAAUUUGGUGUUGAUAAGACCAAUUCGACAUGCUUCUCAGACGAUUUGUCCAGCAAGAUGUUACCAGAUUAGCCUUUCUGCUGCUGACAGUAUGCCUACUUUGGAAUUGUUGCCAUGGAGAGGAAACUUGCUAUGUCUGCCGCCAUGAGAGAUAUUUCACUUCCUGUGCGCAGAACAAGACAGUGUGUCCCCACGGAGAGGUUUGCUUUACCUCGGAGAGUUUUCAUGGACACGGGGUAUCAGAGUACAGUUCUGGCUGUAUUUCAGAACAGAUUUGCAAUACUAUAAAAAACAUUGACGGACGCACUACACACGCCCCUCUACAGAUUGGACACAUUCUUGGUCGAAAAAAGCGUGCCACUGAAACGUGUUUCCAUUGUUGUACAGCGGAGUCGACGUCAUCUGUACCCUGUAAUGACCAUCCAUGUGCAGCCACCGGAGUAUUAACAAUAACGCCCACUACAACGACGACCACGCCCACUACAACGACCACGCCCACUACAACGACGACCACGCCUACAAUAACGACUACGCCCACUACAACGACCACGCCCACUACAACGACCUCGCCAACAACAACGACCACCUCCAGAACAACGACACCAGUAGCAAGAAAUUCAUGUAACCUAUGUAAUGGGAUGCCAAACUAUGUUUGUGAAGAAUAUUACACUCCUAUGACAUGUGAGGCAGGAGAGCACUUUUGCAUGAACAUUCUUGUCAACCAUAGAGAUGGCAGUCGGACGUUAGACCGAAAAUGCGUUACCGAAGAAAAAUGCAAAAGUGAUUGGUGGUACAACACUUCAGACAGACCAGAAUGUACCUCCUACGACCCUAAUCGUUUUGUCGCACAAUACUUCACUUGUUCGUAUUGCUGUACCGGACCCUUUUGCAAUGGAAAUAUUGUACCCGACUCCAGUACGCUUUAUCGGCCGCAUUAGUUGGAAAAAUAAACCACAGUGCU